UGCCCUCCUGUGAAAGGAAAUUUGUCCAAUGCUCGGAUGAGAAACACAACUGCUGUGCUGCUGCCUCCCUUGUCAAUCACUUGUCUUCCCCAGAGUGCAUACUUCCUCCAGACAGGUUAGAGAACAAAGGAGGAAUUCCUGCUGCAUCUAAUCAAAGGUCUGAGAUUUCCAGCAGAGGUAACCCAGCCAGCAUCAGGAAUUGAUCACAGGACAAAGCAUACCAGGAAAACCUUCCCUGACUGGGGUAAGGCAUCUGGGGAGGCUGCGCAAGUGGUUACUGAAAUGAGAGCCGGAGCCAGAAGAGAGAUUCAAGACACAGUUAUUAAAAGGAAUACCAAACCAUAUUAAUUCCUAUGUAUACAAAGGAUUACCUAUCUAUUAUGUGCCUGCUUGUGGUCACCCCGACUGGUGUUUUGAGCUCUGAGGAUGGGACUGCAGUCCUUUGAUCAAGGGCAGAUGCAAAGAAAAUAUUUAAAGUCCUCUGAAAUCAACCAGGUGCUUCAGUGCAUUCCUUCCAGUAUGUGCUGCUGGUAUAACCCACAAUACAAUAAUGAUCCUGAAGGUUCAGCUCCUAUUUGGCUUCCUCUGGUGUGUGCUUUUUCUGCCUACAGAUGGCUUCCCAGCAGACACCAGUACUGAAUUCCGCUCUGCUUUCUCUGUAGCCAGAACCAGCAGCAUGGAAGGGAGCUCUGAGAUGGUCAUUACAUUUGACAAGGUGUAUGUGAACAUUGGCAAUGACUUUGAUCCGAAGACAGGGUUGUUCCGGUGUCGGAUCCCUGGAGCCUAUUACUUCUCCUUCACUGUUGGGAAAUAUCCGAAGAAAAAUUUGUCUGUCAUGCUGAUGAGAAACAAGAAUGAGGUGCAAGUGAUUGUAUAUGAUGAACAUCACCGCAAGGAACGGAAGGUAGCCAGCCAGAGCGCCAUGCUGCAGCUUGACUAUGGUGACACAGUCUGGCUGCGUUUACAUGGAGACCCCAAGUAUGCUCUCUACAGCAACGUGGGCCCCUAUACAACUUUCAAUGGCUAUCUAAUCUAUCCAGACACUUCUGCCUUCUUCCAGAAUGCUCUGAGCUCUCAGGAGCUGGUGCCACCCCAUCGCACCAUUCAGCAACUUCCAGGGGAGCAGAAUGAGGCUUCACACCGACACAUGUUAUCUGAUCAACCAAACAGGAAGCAAGACCCUCGCUCUGCAUUUUCUGUUGCUCGCUCACAAAGUCUCCUGGGGACAGAUGACAAGCAAACCCAGCAUGAACCAAUCACAUUUGACACAGAAUUUGUGAAUAUUGGAAAAGAUUUCAAUUCUUCUAGUGGCAUCUUCUCAUGCCGUAUACCUGGUGCAUAUUAUUUCUCCUUUACCAUUGGCAAAAUGCCCUUCAAGACCAUGUCAGUGAAACUUAUGAAGAACCACAAUGAGGUGCAGGCCAUGAUCUAUGAUGACAACCACUCCAAGAGGCGGGAGAUGCAGAGCCAGAGUAUCAUGCUGCCCCUGCAAUAUGGGGACACUGUCUGGCUCUACAGCCAUCAGCAUGAUGGCUAUGGUGCCUACAGCAACCAUGGCAAGUAUAUCACCUUCACGGGCUUCCUGAUCUAUUCAGAGGCUCAGUCAAAGCGGCUUCCAGGUGCCAGCUCACCCCAAGCAUCAGAAAAUUAAAUGUGGAUGUGAAAGGAGCAUUAAGAGAAGCCAAGGUGCCAUGUACUUGGAUGUAGCUCCUGUUUGGGUAUCAUCCUCUGCUUAGAGCAUGCUAACAUGUGUCCAGUGCUUUCCUUAUGCCUCACACUUGUGCCAUGGCUGCAGAGCCAUUGCUGUGUCUGUCAUUCAUCCAUAGAAAGGUCUUUACAGGAUGUAUGUGUGUGUCCCGUGUUGGUGUUUGAUUUAAACAUAAAGCAUGAGGUAGUUUUGGGGGCAGGGGUGGGGCAGUGUAGUUAGAUGCUGAGGAUCAGAGAGCCAGUGCAGUAAUGUUUCUGCAGAUCCCUAGCAUCCAGAAAGCAAAAGACUUUCUUUGCAUAUCUGGGGAGGAAACAAAUGUAAUGCAAAUGAAUGUAAUAAAAAUACAAAAGAAAAAAUGUAA
Molecule: messenger RNA, 2069 nt
Organism: Dromaius novaehollandiae (emu)
Lineage: Eukaryota; Metazoa; Chordata; Aves; Casuariiformes; Dromaiidae
Gene: C1QTNF4
Product: C1q and TNF related 4
Exons: 3
Coding region: 551-1651 (366 amino acids)
Molecular function (GO): protein binding
Source: RefSeq, a predicted model, not a curated record